GUGUCACCAAAUCCUUCAAUUUCUAAUAAAUAAAAAUAAUAAAUAAAUAAUUAAAAUAAUAAAUAAAUAAUAAUUAGGAACUAGCUUUGUUACAACGAUUGGUAGUGAGUGAGUGCAUGCUUCAUGGACUGAAAUAUUACAACAAAUUUUGUUGAUUUCUCCAGGUACUAUAGUUAUUCUUGAGACCCUUAAAAAGUCAUCAUGGAUCUAAAUGCAUCCCCAGAACCUGAAGAAGAUGAAGAAUUUUAUGAACCAACUUUCAGCGAGGACAGUGCACCAGAAGAAAAACAUAAUCAACAUUAUAAUCAUCAACAACAUGUAGAACAUGUAGAGACAGCAGUCGAUAUUAUGCGCCGGGAGCGUGAAGAAAGAAAGCAACGUCUGAAACGAGAACGCCCAGAUGACAAACCAAUACAACAUCGGGCUUACCCAUCUAUGGAGGAUAAUUAUUUUCAUGCAAAAAAUCAAAGAACUUAUGAUAAGAGUAGGCUUCCUCCAGGAUGGUUGGAUUGCCCAGCAUAUGGUCAGGAAAUAGGUUGUAUUGUCCCUUCUAAAGUUCCUCUUGGUGAAUCCUUCAAUGACUGUAUUGUUCCCGGUAAAAGAUACUCUUUUAGGCAAGUCAUUCACCAACAAAGAGUUUUGGGUCGCAAGCUUGGCUUAGUUAUUGAUCUUACUAAUACAACUCGUUACUAUUCCGUUAAUGAUUGGAAGAAAGAGGGCAUCAAGUAUGUUAAGAUUAACUGCAAGGGACGUGGCUCUGUACCAGAAAAUGAGGCCGUAAAUCAGUUUGUAUACGAGGUUUCUCAAUUCUUAGCUCGACAGAAGAACUCGAAGAAGUAUAUUCUUGUUCAUUGCACACAUGGGCAUAAUCGUACAGGGUAUAUGAUUAUUCAUUACCUCAUGAGAACAUUGCCAAUAUCCGUAACUCAGGCAAUAAGGAUAUUCUCUGAGGCACGCCCACCAGGAAUAUAUAAACCGGACUAUAUUGAUGCAUUAUAUGCCUUUUAUCAUGAAAGGAAGCCUGAUAUGGUCACUUGCCCUUCAACUCCUGAAUGGAAAAGAUCGUCUGAGUUUGAUCUGAAUGGAGAGGCAUUACCGGAUGAAGAUGAUGAUGGAGUACCUGUGGAACCUUUCGAUGAAAACCAUGAGACAGAGGGAGUCAUGACAAAUGAUGAUGUUUUGGGUGACAGUAUCCCUCAAGAUCAGCAAGAUGCAUUCAGACAGUUCUGUUAUCAAGUACUAAAACUAAGUGCCGGGGUAAGAGGGAAUCAUCAGUUUCCAGGUUCACAUCCAGUUUCUCUAGACAGGGAAAACUUGCAGCUUCUUAGGCAGCGGUACUAUUAUGCUACAUGGAAAGCUGAUGGUACAAGAUAUAUGAUGUUAAUUACUAUGGAUGGAUGUUAUCUAAUUGACAGAAAUUUUGCUUUCCGAAGGGUCCAGAUGAGAUUUCCCUGGAAAAUAAAUAAUGAAGGUUUAGCUGAGAAGGUUCACCACUUCACACUGCUUGAUGGUGAGAUGAUAAUUGAUACUGUGCCAGACACACGGAAACAAGAAAGACGUUAUCUCAUAUAUGAUUUGAUGGCAAUUAAUCAAGUCUCAAUCGUUGAGAGACCUUUUUAUGAACGAUGGAAAAUGCUUGAGAAGGAAGUGGUCGAACCUCGGAACCGCGAACGCCAUAAUAUAUACAGAUAUGGAAACUCCAUGUAUAGAUAUGACUUGGAGCCAUUCAGGGUGAGGAGGAAAGACUUUUGGUUGCUUUCUACUGUCACCAAGCUGUUGAAGGAGUUUAUUCCAAGGCUUUCGCAUGAUGCAGAUGGCCUUGUUUUUCAGGGAUGGGAUGAUCCUUAUGUUCCACGAACACAUGAAGGACUUUUGAAGUGGAAAUAUGCAUCAAUGAAUUCAGUGGAUUUCCUUUUCGAGAUGGCUGAAGAUCGCCAGCUACUUUUUCCUUUUGAACGAGGGAAGAAGAAGCUGAUGGAAGGAAACAAAAUUGCAUUUGAUGAUGACGUUGAUCCUUCGUCAUACUCGGGGAAGAUUAUCGAGUGUGUUUGGAAUAAAGAGGAAGAUGUAUGGGUCUACCACCGAGUCCGAACAGAUAAAGCUACACCAAAUGAAUUCAACACCUAUAGAAAGGUGAUGCGGAGCAUAAAGGACAACAUCACAGAGGAAGUAUUGUUAGGUGAGAUUAAUCAGAUAAUUCAGUUGCCAAUGUAUGCAGAUCGGAUUAAACAGGACAGCAAAGGCCACCAUCGUCCUAAAUGAGAAAGUUUUAUUGAUCAAGAAGUUAGCAUAGGAAAGGAUAACGGGGAAUGUUGUGUAAUUAGGCAGGGGAGCGGGAGAUUGAGUGACUUGAUUAAAAUUGUUGUAAAUUGUGCUGUCUGGUGAGUUUGCAUGAUCCAGUUGGUGCACUUAAUCUAGCUAUCAUAUGAUUAUGAAGCCUUUUUUUUUAAGAAGUUGCAUUUGAAGUAUUAGCACAAGGAUUAGUAAAUGUAUAUUUUAGUUUUAGUCUUCAUGACUAGUUUGCUUUCUUGCGGUA
Messenger RNA from Erigeron canadensis, 2536 nucleotides. RefSeq names its product mRNA-capping enzyme. Lineage: Eukaryota; Viridiplantae; Streptophyta; Magnoliopsida; Asterales; Asteraceae. The record is from RefSeq and is a predicted model, not a curated record. Bases 202 to 2262 code for a protein of 686 amino acids. Gene Ontology annotation, molecular function: protein tyrosine/serine/threonine phosphatase activity; DNA ligase (ATP) activity; mRNA 5'-triphosphate monophosphatase activity. Gene Ontology annotation, biological process: protein dephosphorylation; DNA recombination; DNA repair. The transcript has 18 exons.